This is a messenger RNA of Urocitellus parryii (Arctic ground squirrel), 7809 nucleotides long. It is a transcript of the gene Znf407, whose product is annotated as zinc finger protein 407. Gene Ontology annotation, biological process: positive regulation of transcription by RNA polymerase II. NCBI's taxonomy places the organism in Eukaryota, Metazoa, Chordata, Mammalia, Rodentia, Sciuridae. Gene Ontology annotation, cellular component: nucleus. Gene Ontology annotation, molecular function: zinc ion binding; nucleic acid binding. The record is from RefSeq and is a predicted model, not a curated record.
CGGUGAGCCGGAGGAGUCAGUCAGAGGGGCGAGUAGGAGCGAUUCCUUCGGCAAACAGGUUAUGAGUGCUGGUUAAGCCACCUUUGACCUGGGAAACAUCAUCAGCACUUUAUUAAUGAUGGAUUCUGAGAAACCUGAGAAUGAUGAGGAUGACAAUACAAACAAGAAGACAAAAGACUUGAGAAGUAUUUUAUCCCAUGAUGACGACUGUGGGCCUGUAUCUGAUGUGAUAACAAAUUCCUCUGAKAAUUUCAUAAGCAAAAGAGGUUUUUCAGAAUCAUCCAGCUCUGACAGUGUCUUUGUGGAGGAAGAUGGAAAUAAACAUGCUUCCAAACGAAUGAGAGUAGAGGAGGCAGAGCCCCUUGAGUCUGGAAAGCAGGGCACUUGUGGGUUGGAUAUUCCCCAGAGCUUGGCCACAGAAGCAAGAGUCCUGUURGAUGAGGGAGGAAAGGAGGCCUUUCUGAAGGGCUUCUCAGAUGGAGGAGGCACGACUCUUCCAAAUGUCUUCUCCUCUUCUUGCUGUCUUAGCACUGUUGAUGCUAUUUCUUUGAAUACAGACCCUGAAAGGAAGUCUGCUCAGGAAAUGGUUUCUCUUGAUCCACAAAGAGAAUCUCCUUCCCCCUUGAAAGAAAAGAGUGUUAGUUGCACCAUUCGAAAUGUAGAUUCAGUUCUCAGGUGCAGUGCAUGUGGUCAUUUGUUUUCUUCUUGCUCUGAUUUAGAAAAACACGUUGAAUGCCAUGAGCAACAGGCUAAGGAACAUAUCUGCUGCCACUGUAGCCACAAAGCAGAGAGCAGCUCAGCUCUCCACGUGCAUGUCAAACACACACAUGGGCCACAGAAAGUCUUUUCUUGUGAUCUUUGUGGUUUUCAGUGUGUGGAAGAAAACCUAUUGACAGCACACUAUCUUGGCAAAACACAUCUCCGGCGUCAGAAUCUAGCUGCUCGUGGAGGAUUUGUACAGAUCUUAACAAAACAACCUUUUCCUAAAAAAACAUGUUCCAUGGGAACAAAGAAUGUUCGAGCAAAACCAAAAGCUUCUAAACCAACAGCAAAGAAUAGGGAUUCAAAAGGAUUACAAAAUAAUGGGAGCAAACUUAAAGACUGCAGAGGAAGCAUUUCUCAACACAGUGGGAGUAGCAGUGAGCUUCUUGUUGAAAUGAUGCCAUCUAGAAAUACUUUGUCAGAAAAAGCAGAGAUUGUUGAAGAAAAUGUUACUUCCCUUGAUAUAGCUCAAAGUCAUGAAAACCAGAGCAAAAAGCCAGGAGAUGCAGUAACUUCAGAAGGUCUCUUAGAUAAUUCAGAGUCUACCAGAAAUAUCCUGCAUAUGGCACAUAGUAUCAGUACCACUUCAAGACCAAGACCUGAGCGAAAUAUUCUAAUGUCGGSUAAUAGUUUUCGACGACGAAGUGGCAAUUUUACCUUGAAAGGCCAGGCAAAGAAAAGGUUUAAUGUUUUAGGGAUUAAUAAAAGAGGCACAAAUGAAACUCAGAGGAUGUAUAUGAAACACUUUAGAACACAGAUGAAAACAAGUGAAGCAGAGCCAGUGCCUAAACAACUAGGAAAGAACAGUGAUGCCCAGAGUGUGUGUGUGAUGGCCUCAGACACCAUGGAGGACAGGACGAGCCCCAGUCAUCCUGGUUCCACGCAGCUGGACUCCCCAAUGGUGAACCCAGCUCUUGACCAUCAGAUGUUGUAUACAUGUACAAACUGUGGUCAAGUAGCUACAAAUAGGACAGAUUUGGAAAUCCAUGUGAAAAGUUGCCAUGCAAGAGAGAUGAAAUUUUACUGCCAGACUUGUGACUUUUCCAGUACAUUGAGGAGGGACUUGGAGGAACAUUUGCACAAUAACCAGCAUCAGCAAAUCACUUCGGUUCUCAAUUGUCAGUGUUGUUCUUUCAUUUCCUUGAAUGAAAUAAACCUUAGAGACCACAUGAAGGAAAAGCAUGGGAUGAGUUUUCUUUGCACUUCUUGUAAUCUGUUUUUGUCUGAGAAAGACAUGGAAGAACACAGAGCAACAGAGAAGCAUAUUAGAUUAUUGGUUCAGCCAAAGACUUGUCCAUCAUUGAACAAUGAUUUGGUUUUACAGAACUUACCUUUAAGUACUUUAGAAUCAGAAAACACAAAAGAGUCUGUGAAAGAAUCAGGGAAAGCAACUCAGGAAGAACCUGUUAAGUCCAGGGUAAGCCAUGGAAAUGAGGUAAGGCAUUCAAGUAAACCUCAGUUUCAAUGUAAGAAGUGUUUUUAUAAAACAAGAUCUUCCACUGUUCUCACAAGACACAUAAAGCUUCGGCAUGGUCAGGACUAUCAUUUUCUCUGUAAAGCAUGCAAUCUUUAUUCAUUGAGCAAAGAAGGAAUGGAGAAACACAUUAAAAGAAGCAAGCAUCUUGAAAAUGCUAAGAAAAAUAAUAUUGGCUUAAGCUUUGAAGAAUGCAUUGAAAGGGUAUGUAUUGGUGCAAAUGAUAGGAAAGAAGAGCUUAACAUUUCUGGAAAUGGGAAGACUGAAGGCCAUGGAGGUGUGCAAUUUCAGGAACAUUCCUGUCUUGAGAAGAAAAUGUUAACUACUACAGAGCUCUCACGGUCUGGUGUUGUCACCAAAGAUGACGAAUUAACCUUAAGUGCUCCAAAGAGAGGGAGACCCAAAGGCAGCAUCUCACGGACAUGUUCACAUUGUGGUCUUUUGGCCUCUAGUAUUACAAAUUUGACUGUUCACAUUAGACGCAAACACAGUCACCAGUACAGUUAUUUGUGCAAAGUGUGUAAGUAUUAUACUGUAACCAAGGGAGACAUGGAACGUCAUUGUGCCACCAAGAAACAUAAGGGACGGGUAGAGAUAGAAGCAAAUGGGAAACAAAAUUCAGAUAUUAUUGUUGGCCCUGAAGGUAAUCUUGAAGCCUGUAAAAAGAACACUCACUUAGCAUUAACUAUUUCAGAUGAACACACCAACAAGUCAACUGAGUCAGAUACUUCCAUUUUAGAAAAGCCAAUAGUAGAACAAGGAAAUCCAAUUGAAGUUGAAGUUGAAAAUGUAUUUCAUUCUAUAGAUGGAGAAGUUAACCGUCCUCUUACUGAUAAAAAGGAGCAAAUAUCUCUAGAUCCAGAGGACCUUCUCAAACAGGGGGAUGCGUAUUCCCAGAGAGAGAUUACAGGUACAAAUGAUAAUAAGUGUCUACACUGUGAGUUUAUCGCUCACUCUCCUGCUUCUCUAGAGCUGCAUGUGAAACGGAAACAUACAAAAGAGUUUGAAUUUUAUUGCAUGGCCUGCGAUUACUAUGCAGUGACUCGUCGAGAAAUGACUAGGCAUGCAGCAACUGAGAAGCACAAAAUGAAAAGGCAGUCUUACCUCAGCUCUUCGAAGGUAGAAGGAGAUUCUGCAGAAAUGUCCAAAAACAUCAUCAUACCUGAAGAGGAGCAUCCUCAAAACUCUGAGGACUUUCAGAUAAUUUCAGGCCAACCUUCUGAUUCUCUUAAAUCUGGAAAUGCUGUUGAUUGUUCUAUUUUAGAUGAAACGGCUAGUUUAGAUAUGUCUAAAGUACUCUGUGCUCCCAGCUCUGUAGAAAUUGAGACUGAGGAAGAAGAAUCUAAUUUCAGUGAAGACCGUUCCUUUGGUGAGACUUUCCAGCAGCCUCCUGUCAAGGAUAAAGGUAUGAAACCUGAGGACAUGGAGUCCCUCAACAUUUCCUCCAGUUAUGGCUCUCCAAGUAGAUUUCAAAAUGAAAAUUCAGGAAGCUCAGCUUUGAAUUGUGAGACAGCAAAGAAAAACCAUGAUAUGUUGAAUGACAUCAGUGACUCCCAUACACAUUGUGAGAGUGAUGGAGGAAGCACAGGAGAUAGUGGUAGUAAAGUCUGUGAUAAACACGUGUGUCCCCGUGUCCUAGAUGGGGGCCAUUCAGCUGAAAGCCAUCCCCCUGUGAUGAUGAGAGUGACAAGAGAGCAGCUAAACCUGGAUCAUGGUGUUAAGAACAAAGUUGGGUGUGUGCCAGCAAAUACUGUUCUGGAGAAUAAGGAAAUUCUGAUGAAUCCACAACAUGAAGCUGAAAUUAUUUUGGAAGAGGAUGGCCCCACUUCUGAUAGCACACUUGAGAGUAAUGAUGUUUAUGAAACUAUAAUCAGUAUUGAUGAUAAAGGGCAGGCCAUGUACAGUUUUGGCCGUUUUGAUUCUUCCAUAAUUAGAAUAAAGAACCCUGAAGAUGGUGAAUUGAUAGACCAGUCGGAAGAGGGUAUGAUGACAGCGGGGGUGAGAAUCACUGAGUUGCCCUUGAAAGACUGUGUUCAAAGCUUGAAAAAGAGGAAAGCUGAAGGUGGUUCCUUUAGUGAGUCUACACGAAUCCGCUGUGAUGAUUGUGGCUUCUUAGCAGAUGGACUGAGUGGACUGAAUGUUCACAUAGCUAUGAAGCAUCCCACAAAAGAGAAACACUUCCAUUGUUUACUCUGUGGAAAGUCAUUCUAUACAGAAAGCAACCUUCAUCAGCAUUUGGCUAGUGCUGGUCAUAUGAGAAAUGAACAGGCCAGUGUAGAAGAGCUUCCAGAAGGAGGGGCCACCUUUAAAUGUGUCAAGUGUACUGAGCCCUUUGAUUCUGAACAGAACUUAUUUCUGCAUAUUAAAGGACAGCAUGAGGAAUUGCUUCGCGAGGUGAAUAAGUACAUAGUGGAAGACACUGAGCAAAUCAACCGUGAGAGAGAGGAAAACCAGGGAAACAUUUGCAAGUACUGUGGGAAGAUGUGUCGAAGCAGCAAUUCCAUGGCCUUUCUGGCACACAUUCGCACUCAUACAGGAUCAAAACCAUUCAAGUGCAAGAUAUGCCAUUUUGCAACAGCUCAGCUUGGAGAUGCCAGAAACCAUGUGAAAAGGCACCUUGGGAUGAGGGAAUACAAGUGUCAUGUCUGUGGGGUUGCUUUUGUAAUGAAGAAGCACUUAAAUACUCAUCUGCUAGGCAAACAUGGAGUUGGCACCCCAAAAGAAAGGAAAUUUACAUGUCACUUAUGUGAUAGAAGUUUCACAGAGAAGUGGGCCCUGAACAACCACAUGAAACUCCACACGGGAGAAAAGCCAUUUAAGUGUACCUGGCCCACAUGCCAUUAUUCAUUCCUCACAGCCUCUGCGAUGAAAGACCACUACAGGACACACACAGGCGAGAAGUCGUUUCUGUGUGACCUCUGCGGCUUUGCCGGUGGGACCCGACAUGCCCUCACCAAGCACCGUAGGCAGCACACAGGAGAAAAACCUUUCAAAUGUGAUGAGUGUAACUUUGCCUCCACAACCCAGUCCCAUUUGACUCGGCAUAAGCGUGUGCACACUGGAGAGAAACCCUACAGGUGCCCCUGGUGUGACUACAGGUCAAACUGUGCUGAAAAUAUCCGCAAACACAUUUUACAUACUGGCAAACAUGAAGGAGUCAAGAUGUAUAACUGCCCCAAAUGUGAUUAUGGGACAAAUGUCCCUGUGGAGUUCCGGAAUCACUUGAAAGAACAACAUCCUGAUAUCGAGAAUCCUGACCUCGCAUACUUGCAUGCUGGCAUCGUGUCCAAGUCCUACGAGUGCCGUCUGAAGGGACAGGGAGCCACCUUUGUGGAGACAGACAGCCCUUUCACUGCAGCCGCACUGGCAGAGGAGUCUCCUGUCAGAGAGAAGGCCCUCAGGAGCAGCAAGAGGCCUGCCCAGGCCUCCGAGCAGGUCCAGCAAGUCAUCAUCAUCCAGGGCUACGAUGGGGAGUUUGCCCUGGAUGCCUCUGUGGAAGAGACCGCUGCAGCCACACUGCAGACGCUGGCAAUGGCUGGCCAAGUGGCCAGGGUGGUGCACAUCACAGAAGACGGGCAGGUCAUUGCCACGAGUCAGAACGGAGCCCACGUGGGCAGCGUGGUGCCAGGGCCCAUCAUCCCUGAGCAGCUGGCAGACGGAGCAACCCAGGUGGUCGUUGUGGGGGGCUCCGUGGAAGGUCAUGGCGUGGAUGAGUCCCUCAGUGCAGGGGGCACUGUUAUACAGCAGGUGACCAAGCAGGAGAUUCUGAGUCUCUGCGAGGCUGGGGCCCCCCCUGCCGAUGCCUCCUCAGCCUUAGACGCCUUGCUGUGUGCCGUCACUGAGUUAGGGGAGGUGGAGGGCAGGCCUGGGCACGAGGAGAAGGCCAGACCAGGCCAUAAAGACGUGCUGAUCCGGCUGCCCAGUCAGGAGGCCUCCCAUACCACUGCCGACCCGGAGGCCCCAGAGAUCCAGAUGUUCCAGGAUGCUCAGGAGAGCACAGCAGCCAUGGAGGUGCUGACCCAGGUUGUCCGGCCCUCGACCAUUGUUGCGUCUCAGGAGCGAGCCCAGGUGGCCUUGAAGAAGAUGGUCCGAGGAGUCCUGCAGUUUGCUGUGUGUGACACGGCUGCGGCCGGCCAGCUGGUCAAGGAUGGUGUCACUCAGGUCAUCCUGAAUGAGGAGGGUGCUGUCCACAUGGUGGCUGGGGAGGGCUCCCAGUUCAUCAUGCAAGAGGCGGACACCCAUGGCCUGCGGGUGCCAGCUGAGCACGUGGACCUGGURGAGUCUGAUGGGGAAAUCUCACAGAUCAUUGUGACAGAGGAGCUGGUCCAGGCCAUGGUCCGGGAGUCCGGCAGCAGCUUCCCCGAGGGUGCUACUCACUACAUUGUGACGGAGCUGCCCCCCGGGGAGCAGGAGGAUGGUGGCGUGUACUCCCACACUGUGAUAGAGACAGCUGGCUCUCAGGAGAUCCUGCAGGCUGGGGCUGCGCUUCGAGCUGAGGCUGUGGCCCCAAAUGGCACGGAGCAGCUGACAAGCAUGGUCAUUUACACCCAGGAGGGCACCCCGACAGCCACGGUGAUCCAGAGCCAAAGAGAAAGUAGUGAGCUCCAGGAAGCCUGAGGUGGGGCCUUGACRCUGGGCGCAGGGCCAGUGUGGAAAGACCCGCGCUGAGGUUGGCGUGCCCCUGAGCUCCCUCUAACCUUCCGAACACUGGCCACAUGGCCCCAGUAAGUGCCACACCUGCUCUCUGCAGGGGUGGUGACAGAGGCCACUAGAAAAGCACUCACGGGCACCGAGCUGGUGCCCUGGAGUAGCUGUAGAAUCACAGUAGAAGGGCAGGGGCGUGCUGUAGGGACAGGCCUGUGCCUUCCAGCCCUUUGCUCCUGGGCCUCCCCGCCCCAUCCUGCACCAAGGRAAGCAGUUCCUGGUUUCCCCUUCCCGCGUGGGAGGUUGGAAACACCCCUGUCACUGGCUGCCUGGCCUGCAGCUCUGUCCUUCCUUCCUUCCUUAUGUGUCUGGUUGAAAGUUGCAGCUCCAGUGAUUACAUCCUGCAGCAGCCGCUCCCCCCCACCACAACCUUGGUUGGUUUUUUUGUUUUGUUUUCUCCAGUUUUAGGAUAAUGUAUCCCCAGACCAAAGGAAGCCUGUUAGUAGAUUUSGUGUAUAAAUUCCCUCUUCGAGCAUUUUAGGUGUAUCCGUUGCUCUGGUUGCAUUCUGCAUAACAGAAAUCUGAUGACUCUGGUUAAGCAAAGCCUUGCUGUUCACGAUCAGUUAAAAUAGACCUUGGUUAAGAAAGCUGAUACUUCUGAUUUUGACUUUGUUCCAUAUCAUAAAGUCCAUACAUGAAAUGUAUACUUCUGGAAAAUAUUGUUCAUAUCAAUAUUUUGCUUUUUAUAACAAAUGUUUGUAUUAAUAUCAUUUUGCAGGAUCUAUUUGUGUCAGUAUGGAAAAGCUGACAUUAAACAUUAACAAAUAGAAACCAUGCCCGUACCCCUUGCCUGACCAGCAUUGUCUGUGUUUAGUUGUGGAUUCACUGCAACUACUGGGUGCAAGUUCAUGUUCCAGUCAUUUGUUUCU